Molecule: messenger RNA, 2949 nt
Organism: Hermetia illucens (black soldier fly)
Lineage: Eukaryota; Metazoa; Arthropoda; Insecta; Diptera; Stratiomyidae
Gene: Traf4
Product: TNF receptor-associated factor 4
Exons: 3
Coding region: 308-1741 (477 amino acids)
Biological process (GO): regulation of canonical NF-kappaB signal transduction; regulation of apoptotic process; protein K63-linked ubiquitination
Cellular component (GO): plasma membrane signaling receptor complex
Molecular function (GO): zinc ion binding; protein binding
Source: RefSeq, a predicted model, not a curated record
UUUGCUUUCGCACAACCUCGUCUACGGUGUGCGCUCCAUGUUGCCGAGUUGGUUGGAUAUCGAGUCAGGUCGCCGUUCCGUGAAUCAGUUCUGAUUGAGUGUUCGUUGGAAUUGGUUGCAAGGUCUCCUCGGGGGUUGAGAGCUAACAGUCGUGUGCGGUUAUCAGGAAGUGAUUUUGUGAUUGGAAAGUAUCGUGAAAGGAUAUAAAGUGAGAAACUAGUGGACGAAUUGAAAGAUUGAAAGUUACGUGACUGGUUUACGGAUUAUUGAAACUCUUCGUUGUAAAAAGGUCAAUUAAGACAGAAUAAUGGUAAGAAGCCUUGCACAAUGGACAAAAACGCUUAGUUUCCCAUCGCGCAUCUCGCCCAAUCGCAAUUCGAAAGAUUGCGGCGGGGCCAAUGUGCAUCAGAUUAACCCUUCGCCGCCAACACCGCCUCGGAAUAAAACGCAGCAGCAGCAACAGCAACAACAGCAGCAGCAGCAGCAAUCGGUGUCGUCAUCCCCGCAACCAGCAAAUGUUCCCAUUACGGAAAUUAGUCAGAUCAUAUAUCCUGACUUGGACUCUGAGAAAGCAAUAAUGGGAUCUUUGGUCUUCUGCAUUCAUCACAAACAAGGAUGCAAGUGGUCGGACGAGCUACGAAAGCUAAAGGCUCAUUUGAACACCUGCAAACAUGAUGCAGCCGCCUGUCCCAACAAAUGUGGCUCACAAAUUCCGCGGAUCAUGAUGACUGAUCAUCUGCAAUAUACAUGCACACAACGUCGUGCGAAAUGUGAAUUUUGCAAUUCAGAAUUCAGCGGUCAGGGAUUGGAGGAGCACGCGGGCACCUGUUCCCAGGAACCUAUUUACUGUGAAGCAAAAUGUGGUGUACGAGUACUACGCGGACGGAUGUCUAUGCACAAGAACAAAGAUUGUGCAAAAAGACUACGACGUUGUGCACACUGCCAGCGUGAAUUCUCAGCGGAUACCUUGAAUUUGCAUGGAGCCAGUUGUCCAAGAGCGCCGAUCCCAUGUCCGCAACGUUGCGAUGUAGCCCCCAUUGCUCGUGCCGAUAUGGAGGCACAUUUGCGUGAUGAGUGCAAAGCUCUAGCGGUGGCGUGCACUUUCAAGGAGGCCGGCUGCAGGUUCAAAGGACCCCGUCACCUGUUGGAGUCACAUCUGGAAUCUAAUGCAGCUGCACAUUUGUCCCUAAUGGUUGCUCUGGCGGGACGUCAAGGUCAGCAAAUCCAGAUGCUUAAAAAUGCAGUGGCCAAAUUAAGCACAAACUACACAGGAACGCUCCUUUGGAAGAUCACCGACUGGUCAGCGAAGAUGGCCGAAGCUAAAUCCAAAGAUGGUCUUGAACUCGUCUCCCCGCCAUUUUUCACUAGUCAAUACGGAUAUAAAUUACAAGCCUCGAUGUUUUUGAAUGGAAACGGACCAGGGGAAGGGACUCAUGUCUCAGUCUACAUAAAAGUCCUCCCUGGAGAAUAUGAUGCCCUGCUAAAAUGGCCAUUCUCACAUUCAAUCACAUUCACGCUCUUCGAGCAGGGUGUCCCGAAUGGACAAGGUGGAGUAGCAGAAUCAUUCGUGCCAGAUCCUUCGUGGGAGAACUUCCAAAGACCUUCAUUGGAGCCAGAUCAACUUGGUUUCGGAUUUCCUAGGUUCAUCUCACAUGAAUUACUCAACAGGCGACCGUUCGUCAAGGAGGACACAGUUUUCCUUAGAGUUAAAGUAGAUCCUAGUAAAAUAGUAGCUGUGUAAAGUUGAAAUUGAUCGAAAUGUAUCUCAAAUUGUAGCUGUCGGUUUUAUGAUUAUUAGAUUUUAUAAGUGAUCCUGUUAAAAGAAAUGUUACAGAACAACUUUCUUUGAAAAUGUAAAUACCAUGUAUUUAAGACAGAGCGAAUCGAUAUAAGCAACCCAAAAUGUAGAUCUGAGAAAUCACGAAUGAAUGCGAAGCAAAAUCGAUGGGAAAUUCGUUGCGAUAAUGUAGAUAGGGAAAUACUUCGAAAACCUUCAAAAACUAGGAUUAAACAUUCAACACUGUCUUUAUCACUCAAACAAAUCCAUUUUCCAACCCAAGUUUACUACGCUUGCCAAGGCUUUCUCUUCCAACGGGCGACAUACACCCCCUGAAAUCCUCACCAGGCUUUUCAAAAAUAGCUUUUCGACGCUAUUCUUCGAUAAAUGCCAUAAGUUUUUCUUCAUACAAGUUUAUACCACGAAUUGUUACUAAGCGACCUGAGGUCAGUAUUUAGUCCCUUUUUUUAUUGAAAAUUCGAAAUUUUUACCUUUUUAGAGAAAGGAAAUCAUUUCCAGAUUUUCUUGAAUCUUCUAGAGAGAUCUUAAUCGACUUUUUUUUUAGAUACAUUCAUUUAUGAGGAUUUAGGGUGGAAUUGUGGUUGCUCUACGAUGACCAGAAGAAGAACUUGAUUAAGCCAAAAUCUCGGAACAAAACAAUUCCUUACUUCAAGGUCCUUUUUUUCUCGAAGUAACGCCUUUUGAACUUCAACUACUUUGAGGAAAACCUGUCCUUGCAUCUAAGCUCGAAGCGUCUGCUCCCACAACCUCCCACAAUUUUUGUGAAAAUAUCCCGCAAUGUUAGUCAAAGACCUAAUGAUUUGCAACCAGAAAAGACCCCUUGGCAAGCGCCUAAUAUGAAAUAUCCUUCAAAUCCCUUCCGAUCUGUACUUUUAAUCCUGCACACGAAUGAAAAUAUGAUCGAUUCUAAUUUUUAAUGCAUAUAAAGUGAAUUUUUAGUCAUUAGUUUGUAAGUUUUGGAUCUAAUUAAUCGAGAGUGUUAAGUGGAGCUGAAAAAUAAGUAAAUACUACCAAUGAUUUGAUUUCUUUUAUUUAAUGUAUAGAAAAUAGUGGUCAAUUAGAUUUACUAACAAAGAAAAUAUAAUUAAACCAAAUUCUGAGGAAUGAUAUUCAAUUGAAUUAAGAGAAUAAACUUUUUAAUAUUUUGAAAA